Molecule: messenger RNA, 1126 nt
Organism: Schistocerca nitens (vagrant locust)
Lineage: Eukaryota; Metazoa; Arthropoda; Insecta; Orthoptera; Acrididae
Product: luciferin sulfotransferase-like
Exons: 7
Coding region: 37-1008 (323 amino acids)
Biological process (GO): sulfation
Cellular component (GO): cytoplasm
Molecular function (GO): sulfotransferase activity
Source: RefSeq, a predicted model, not a curated record
GCCGUCGCUUUGAUACGAUCUACCCGCAACGCAGCCAUGGCACCGACCGCAGAGUUCCUGUCUUCGCCGCGCGUGAAGAGCUUCAACCAGAAUAUGAAUAACGUCUACGAUAAAGGCCUGGUGAAAAUCACUCCUUCCAACUGUACACUGCCCGUGGAGUUCAUGGAAGACGUGCAGGCGAUCCUGGAUUUCGAGGUUAAACCAGACGACGUGUGGCUGGUCACGUUCCCGAAGUGCGGCACGACGUGGACACAGGAGUUGGUGUGGCUGCUCAUGAACGACCUCAACUUCGAACAGGCCAAGCGAACUCCUCUGACAGACAGAUUUCCAUUCCUCGAGUUGUCAUCGAUCAUCACUGGCGUGAAGAAGCCGCCCGUGCACUCGAUCGACAUCGCGAAGAACUCCAGAUCGCCGAGGCUGAUCAAGAGCCACCUGCCAGUAGAACUUCUACCCAGGCAGCUCUGGACCGUCAAACCCAAGAUAAUAUACGUGACUCGAAACGUGAAGGAUGUGAUCGUGUCUUACCUCAACCACCACCAGCUUUGGCUCGGCUGCUCUCUCACAGCGGAUGAGUUUGCGGAGGGCUUCAUGGAAAACAUCCCAAAGUAUACUCCAUUUUGGGACCAUGUCCUUUCUUUCUGGAAGCUGAGGAAUGAACCGAACAUACUAGUCUUCGGCUUUGAAGAGAUGAAGGCGGACUUGUCUUCGGUGGUGGGCAAGGUGGCCGCCCACCUGGGGAGACCUGUGCCGGAGGACCAGCUGCCGGCGCUGCUGGAGCACCUCAGCUUCCAGAAGAUGCGCUCCAACAAGGCCGUCAACUUCGAGGAGAAGGUGGAGAACGCUCGCCAGGACCUGGGCCUCCGACCCGCGGCCUCCGAGGGCCUCAAGUUCAUGCGUAGCGGCGCCGUGGGCGACGGCCAGCAGCGACUCUCCGAAGACGUCCGCCGGAAGGUCGACGCCUGGACGGACUCCUGCCUCGCCGGGUCCGGCUUCGACGGGCCCCGAUGAGAGCCGGCGGUCGGUUCCAGCGCUGUUCCCUCACACUACGUGCAGACCGUAUCCCCGUACUGAAGACACUUCGACACACACAAAAAACUUCUGACAAAUCCAAAGGAACGACAGCAUU